Messenger RNA from Macadamia integrifolia, 1043 nucleotides. RefSeq lists its product as uncharacterized. NCBI's taxonomy places the organism in Eukaryota, Viridiplantae, Streptophyta, Magnoliopsida, Proteales, Proteaceae. Gene Ontology annotation, cellular component: BRISC complex; BRCA1-A complex. Bases 84 to 875 code for a protein of 263 amino acids. Gene Ontology annotation, biological process: positive regulation of DNA repair. The record is from RefSeq and is a predicted model, not a curated record. The transcript is spliced from 3 exons.
GUAGCUGUCGUCUGCCAUGGCCUUAAAUUGUCUGAGGCUUUGAGCCUGGAGAAGGGAGUGAGAGGGCCGAGAGAGAGAGAGAGAUGAGCGUGAUGGAAGUAGUGGAGGGCGAGAGCCCAUCAACUUGUGCAUACACGCUGCAACCGACCCCUUUCUGCAACGAGGAUAUACUGUUCUGCAUCGAUGUCGACCAUGAAUCUCUGGUGGAGAUGAAAGUUUCUGGUCCAAAAGGUCGACCUAUUACGAGAUUGGAUUCAAUCAAACAAGCAAUCAUUCUCUUCGUCCAUGCCAAGCUCGCCAUCCAUUCUGAGCACCGUUUCGCCUUCGCGGCUCUUGGUCAAUCCGCUUCUUGGCUUCGGAAGGAGUUUAGGAGCGAUGUUGAAUCUGCUAUUGCUGCGCUUCGUAUGAUCACCGUCGUUCCUGAUUCUUCUUAUGGUCAGGCGGAUCUCACCCAGCUCUUUCGAGUAGCAGCUCAUGAAGCAAAGAAAUCUCGCGCACAAAAUCGUAUUCUCAGGCUGAUUCUCAUAUACUGCAGAUCAUCGGUUCAACCCCAAUAUCAGUGGCCUGCAAACCCGAAACUAUUCACCUUGGAUGUCGUCUACCUUCAUGACAAGCCUGGGCCAGAGAAUUGCCCCCAAAAGGUAUAUGAUUCACUUGUGGAUGCCCUUGAGCAUGUCAGUGACCAUGAGGGUUACAUUUUUGAGACUGGCCAGGGUCUUUCUCGUGUUCUCUUCCGUCACAUGUGUGUGCUGCUUUCACACCCACAGCAACGGUGUGCCCAAGAUGACAUUGACAUUCCUAAGUCCCUUACUAAGAAGUCAUCUGCAGCUGAUUCCACACCUGGUGAAGAGAACGUGCCUGUAUCCAGCCAAUGAAGCGAUUACAUUGCAGCGCAGACCUAAUAUUAUAUUAUUGUUUUUGCCUUCUAUGCUUUCUGUUUGUAGUUUUUGGAGAAUCUGAUGAUCCUUCUUACUUUUCCAUCCUGUACAAAUUACGAAACACUUUCUGAUGCCUUGAUGAAUCAGUGCAUGCAUUGGACUUGA